Messenger RNA from Colossoma macropomum (tambaqui), 1393 nucleotides. RefSeq names its product CD276 antigen homolog. The record is from RefSeq and is a predicted model, not a curated record. Gene Ontology annotation, biological process: immune response; positive regulation of T cell proliferation; cell surface receptor signaling pathway. The transcript is spliced from 4 exons. Bases 138 to 701 code for a protein of 187 amino acids. Lineage: Eukaryota; Metazoa; Chordata; Actinopteri; Characiformes; Serrasalmidae. Gene Ontology annotation, cellular component: external side of plasma membrane.
CUUUAAUACAGGUGAGCUGGGUGGGUCUGUUCCGCGUGUAGGUGCUUUAUAAAAGGAGGAGUGCUCUAAAAGUCUCCUCAUUCAUUCAUUUAUUCUUUCUUUCUUUCGCUCGCGAGCUGCUUCACAGAAACGACGCCAUGACACGGUUAAGACUCAGUCAGCGAUGCUGGUUCUCCUGUGUCUUACUGCUGCUGAUAGACAAAGUGUCUAUUUCAGUGUCCCUGCAGGGCAUUGAAGCUGGUGUAGGAAAGCCUGUCAUCUUACCAUGUUCAAACAGUGAUGAGGCACUGCAGGAUAAAGUCACUGUGUUCUGGAGAUUCAGAGACAGCAGGACUGUGUACGACAUCAUCGACAGCGAAGUGUUGUUUGAUGAACAGGACACAUCAUUCAGACACAGAGUUGAAAGUUUUCCAGCUGAGUGGACAAAGGGAAACUUCUCCAUCACACUCAGCAGUGUCCAGAAGGCUGAUGGAGGACUGUACACCUGCUUCAUUCCUGCUAUCAACAAACAAACGAAAGUACAGCUGAUUGUUCAAGAGAGACCAGUUGCACAAAUGCUUCAGCAGAGAGACGGGGACGUCAAAACAGCGCCAGCUUUAUCAGUGAGAGGAGAGUUGAGGAACAGGGACGCUGGAAGAAAACCAGAGAACCUUGUGCUUUUCUCUGCAGCUCUGUUGGGACUGACCCUGCUGGAUGUCUGACUUUUCACAUACUGAACUGAUGUUAUGAUGUAGUUAUUAAUAAUAUAGAUAUUUUAUACAGAUUAUUGUGUGUGUGUGUGUAUAUACAUAUAUAUAAUGUAUAUGUAUGUAUGUAUGUAUGUAUGUAUAUAAUGUAUAUGUAUAUGUGUGUGUAUAUCAGGCACACUCAUUGUCCAUUUUAUAGUAACACAUCAGUGUUACUGCAGUACUGAGAAUGAUCUGCCACCCAAAUAGUACCUGCUCUGUCAGGGUCCAUGGGGGGUCCUGACCACUGAAGAACAGGGUAAAAGGGGGCUAACAAAGUAUGCAGAGAAACAAAUGGACUACAGUCUGUAACUGUAGAACUACAAAGUGCACCUAUAUAGUAAGUGGAGCUGAUAAAAUGGACAAUGAGCAUAGAAACAAGGAGGUGAUCAUAAUGUUAUGUCUGAUCAGUAUGUAUGUAUGUAUGUAUAAAUAUAGUAGUGACCCUAACUGACCUAAGAGAGGGGAUAUGUUCUAUGAUGUAAGUGAGAUGUUUAAAUGAAUGUGGCUAAGGUGUUUGUAAACAUAUGACUUCCACUGUAUAUGAAGAAUUUUUUGGCACAGUAGAAUUUGCUCAUUGUAUAAUAAAUGUUUUUGUAUUGUUUUUGUAAAAUGAAUCUGCACUGGAUGAUACUGAUAAUAAUUAAAAAAAUAUUUUGAUAAAAUGA